AUGGACUCGGUAGCCCACGAUCCUCUCGAGCCCGUCAAGCGGUACCACGACGGUGUCUUCGUAGAGGCAGAACGAGUGCAUGGUUCAGGAACCCUCUUUCACGUUACCGGCGACAUUAUCGCGGCUAGAGGCAUGAGGUACGAGGAGAGAGAAGACUUUUCUCCUGGCCAGUCGGCCCGUCUACACCGAACGACACCAAUCGGAGUUGUUUACAAGGCCGAUUUCGAUUCCGGGCGAUUGGGCUCUGUCUUGGGAGACUUGCCGACACCAACUAAACAGCAGGGAGUAAACUUUUGGAAGAAGAGCGAUGUACCUGGAGAGAUUGAGAUAAUUUGGACAAAGGAGGAUGGGGAGCCCUACGGACCUGGCGAAUCUCGAAGGCCAAUCAUGAAAUGCAAUGAGUGGACGAAUCUCGCAAUUCGAGCAUUGAGCAGGCGGGGCAUCCUGCGCGUAUGA
Fulvia fulva is the source of this 456-nucleotide messenger RNA. RefSeq lists its product as uncharacterized. Bases 1 to 456 code for a protein of 151 amino acids. The transcript has a single exon. The record is from RefSeq and is a predicted model, not a curated record. Lineage: Eukaryota; Fungi; Ascomycota; Dothideomycetes; Mycosphaerellales; Mycosphaerellaceae.